AUGGCCGCCGGAGCUUCUGCUUCAUCAUCCUUAUCAUCUUCCUCUCCUUCGCGUUCCCCUUCCCCUUCUUCAGCCAUCGAUUUCCUCACUCUGUGUCACCGUCUAAAGACGACAAAGAGAACGGGAUGGGUGCGAAGAGAUGUUAAGGAACCAGAAUCAAUAGCUGAUCAUAUGUAUCGGAUGGGAUUAAUGGCUCUCAUAUCUUCCGACAUUCCUGGUGUAAACCGUGAAAAGUGCAUGAAGAUCGCUAUUGUGCAUGACAUUGCUGAAGCUAUUGUUGGUGACAUCACUCCUGAUGAUGGGAUCCCAAAAAAAGAAAAGAGCCGACGUGAGCGAGAAGCAUUAAAAAACAUGUGUGAAUUGCUUGGUGGAGGGGAAAGAGCCAAGGAGAUCAGUGAUUUGUGGAUGGAGUAUGAAGAGAAUUCUUCAUUGGAAGCUAAGCUAGUAAAAGACUUCGAUAAGGUGGAGAUGAUACUUCAAGCCUUAGAAUAUGAAAAUGAACAAGGGAAAAAUUUGGAAGAGUUCUUUGAGUCAACUGCAGGGAAGUUCCAAACUGAUCUGGGAAAGGCUUGGGCUUUGGAAGUUGCUUCGAGGCGAAAAAAACAGUGA
Striga hermonthica is the source of this 609-nucleotide messenger RNA. The record is from the annotation of a GenBank genome assembly. NCBI's taxonomy places the organism in Eukaryota, Viridiplantae, Streptophyta, Magnoliopsida, Lamiales, Orobanchaceae.